This is a messenger RNA of Pelagomonas calceolata, 2742 nucleotides long. The record is from the annotation of a GenBank genome assembly. Lineage: Eukaryota; Pelagophyceae; Pelagomonadales; Pelagomonadaceae.
AUGAGCAGCGACAGCGACGGCGACGAGGUGGACGCCUUCUCGGCCGUCCUGCGCAAGUUCCUGCCCGGCGGGCUGGGGGAGACGACCGAGGCGGUGACCACGCCGACGUCGGCGCGCGCGGCGCGGCCGUUCGACGCCGCCGCACCGGCGACGCCCUCCACCGCGACGGGCGGGCGGCGCGACGCGGCGCCGGCGACGCCCUCGACGCCUGGCGGGCGGCGCGACGCGGCGACGGCGACGCCCGCGUUCACGCACGACGCGGCGACGGCGACGCCCGCGGCCCCCGGCCCGAUCGACUUCCGGGACGGCGGCGGCGCGCUCGCGGCGAUGGAGCCGGACACGCCCGUCGCGCGCGGCACGCUCGAGGCCGUGCGGCGCGCCGUCGCGGACGCGCGCGACCGCCAGUUUAGCAUCGACGAGGACGGGCGGCGCGUGCGCGAGGAGGCCCUCGAGCGGGAGCGCGACGAGCACCGACGGCGCGCGGACGACCUGCAGCGCCGCGUCGAAGACCUGAAGAGCGACGCGGCGGCGCACGCGGCGCGCGCGGACCUCGACAACGAGCGCCUCCGCCGCGCGGCGGCCGACGCGGGGCUCGAGGCGCAGCGCCGCGACCGGAGGUCCCGACGGGCGGCGGCGCGGGCCGAGGUCGCCGCCCUCCGGUGCGUCGAGCGGGCCCUGAAGGGCGUGGCCGACGAGGUGAUCCGGACGCGGACGUCGUUCACGGAGGACCAGCCGCGCCUCGCCUGGCGCGCGUCGCCGCGCAAGGCGCGGCGGCGGCGGGCCCCGCGCUUGACUGACGAGGCGACGGCCCGGCUCGCCGUCCGGGGGCGCAACGCCGUGGCGGCCGCCGGCGCGGCGUUCUCGGCCGCGUACCGCCUCGACGGCGCCGCGCUCGAGGCGUUCCUCGCGGCGCGGGACCGCGCGCACGGCCUGGCGGUGCGCGAGAUCCUGGACGAGGCCGAGCGCCGCGCGCGCGCGCACCGGCGGACCUGGACGGAGGCCGUCGCCGAGCUCGUCAAGGCGCGCGACCGCGACGCCGAGCGCUCGGUCCAGCGGCGCAUGGAGCAGAUCCAGCGCCAGCUGCGCGCGCGGGACGCGGCGCACGACGACAAGGACCGGCAGCUCGCGCAGCGGUGGGCGGACCACGACGCGCUCCACGAGGCGCAGCUGGCCGAGGCGCAGCAGGCGCUCGACCAGUCGGCGGCCGACUACGCGCUGCUCGAGAACGAGCGGGACGCCGCCGCGCGCGACUCUGUGAGUCUGCGGGAGCGGCUCGCGGAGGCGGACCGCGACCGGGGAGCGCUCCGGGGGCGGCUCGAGGAUUUGGAGCGGGCGCUCGACGCCGCGCGCGCCGCCGAGCGCGCCGCCGAGGCCACGAUGGAGCGGCAGCGCGAGGUCGCGCGCCGCGAGGACGGCGAGUUCCUGGCGGGGAAGCGGGCCGCCGCGGCGGCGGAGGCGCGCGCCGCGGCGGCGGAGGCGCGCGCCGUCGAGGCGGACGGCCGCGCGGCGGCGGCGGACGCGAUGCGAGCGGCCGCGGAGGCGCGGGGCGCGGCGGCCGGGGCCCGCGCGGCGGCGGCCGAGGACGCGCACGCCGCGCGCCAGGCCAAGGACCGGCGGGCCGCCGCGGCGGUCGUCGAGGCGUCGCGCGCGGCCCUGCGGCGCGCCGAGGAGGACCUGACCGCCGUCACGGCCGCGCGCGACGACCUCGCGCGCCGCCUGCGCGCGGGCGACGCCGAGGCGGCGCGCGGCCGCUCGGACGCGGACGAGGCGCGCCGCGCCGCGCGGGGCGCCCGGGAGAGCGCCGCGGCGGCGGAACAGCAGGUCUUCGACCUCCGGGCGGCCAAGGCCGAGCUCGAGCACGCCCUCUCCCGGUCGCAAGCGGCGACCGGGGACGCGACCGCGGCGCUGGAGCGGCUCCGCGGCGACGUCGUGGCGGCGCGCCAGGAAGCGGCGGCGGCGACGGCGCGGCUCGGCGCCGACCUCGCCGCCGCGCGCGACGGCGCGGCGGCGGCCGCGCGCGACGCGGCGGAGGCCGCGCGGCGCGAGACGGCCGCGACGGGGACCGCGGAGCUCGAGCGGCUCCGGGGCGCGGUGCGCGUGGCCCGGAAGCGCGACGACGCGCGCAAGGCCGAGGUCGCGGCCGUGCGCGCGGCGGCGCGGCGCUCGCGCCGCGUCGACGACGCCUUCGCGGCGGCGGCGAACGCGCGGGCGCGGGCGCGCUGCGCCGCCGGCGCCGCCGCGUUUUUCCAGAAGCGGUGCGGCGACGCCGUCGCCGUGACGACGGCGCGCGGCGAGGUCGAGCGCCUCCGGCAGCGGCUCGACGACGAGCGCGCCCGCGGCGAGGCGGCGGCCCGCCGCGCCGCCGCGGCCGCGCGCGCGGCGCUCCGGCCCGAGGUCGAGGCGCAGCUGCGGCGGGGCCUGGCCGCGUCCGACGCCGCGCACGAGACCGCGCUGCGCCGCGCGCUCGAGGCGCAGGCCCGCGAGGCCGCGGCCGCGCUGGGCCGCGCCGAGGCCGCGCGCGACGACGCCGCGCGCCGCGCGCGGGACCUGGCCGCCGAGCUCGCGGCGCGCGACGACGCCCUGCGGGGCUACCGCGGCUCGCUGUCGGAGGUCACGCGCGCGGCGCGCGCGGCCUACGACUCGUGCCGCGCCGACGCGCCGGGCGACGACCGGUUCGAGGACGACCUCGUCGGCGACCCGGGCUUCCCGCCGCCGCCGCCCGAGCUCAUGCUCGGCAUCUAA